CGUUCAGUGCAAGGAGCCAUCUCAUUGUGGCGCCUCGGCUUGCCGCAUGUUCUGCCCGUCGGGAUUUGCACGCGAUCCGCAAACGGGUUGCUCGGUGUGUCGUUGUCGGGAUCCGUGCGAUGGUCUCGAGUGUCCCAAUGGACAGUCCUGCCAGCUGCAGGAAGUGCAGUGCAAGUCGGAGCCAUGUCCACCGUUGCCCACAUGCAAGAAGGCACGCUCCUUGGCCAACUAUUGCCCCGCCGGACUCCCCCUGGCCAUCGAGGACAGCGUAAGGCCCUUCCUGUGUGGUCAGGAGGCGGGUAAGCCUCAGUGCCCGCCCCUCUACCAGUGCAUGGUGGAAUCCGGCAAUGACUACGGUGUCUGUUGUCCCAGCACCUUGACCUUCCAGAAGCCAGGCAUCUGUCCAGCUCCCGAACAAGCGCAGUACACCCAACGCACCGGCUACAUGUGUGGUGCACCCUGCAGUCAUGAUCUGGAGUGCCGCAACCUGGACAAAUGUUGCUUCACCAAGGGCUGCCAGUUCAAUUGCCAGCAGCCGAGCAAUGUGACGGGUUGCCAUCAGGCCAAGGCCCUGGCCGACAUCCUGUCCAUCAAUGAGCGUGAGGGACGCGGUUAUGUGCCCGAUUGCAAUGGACCCGGUGGUCAGUACUCUCCUAGGCAAUGCUCAAGGAACGGCCUCGUCUGCUGGUGUGUGGAUCCGCGCACCGGACACAAGAUCAAGGAGUCCAUGGGCGCAGCCAACAAUGUCAACUGCGAUGGCUGGGAGAACAUGAUCAGUCGCUCCUAUGCCCGCAGCUUCCAGAUGGAACAAUGCGAUUCGAAUAUCUGCGCCGCCGUCUGUGAAUAUGGCUUCAAGAAUGAUCACAAUGGCUGUCCGACUUGUGAGUGCUCUGAACCUUGUGAGGGAUUUAAGUGCGCCAUUGGUUCCCAUUGCGAGGUGGCCACCGAUCCGCUAUGCGAGUCCGGAUCUUCUCUCUGUGCCUCUUGGCCAGUCUGUAAGCCGGACUUGGCCUAUUCGAAUCCCUGUGACAUUGGUACACCCCUCUCGGAUACAGUUAGUGGAGAAGUCAUGUAUUGUUUCGAUGAGCGUCAGGCACGCAGCUUCCAGCCGACAGCGUUCUUUGAGCCCGAAGCAGAGGCGAAGCAGGGUCGCUCCAUGAGCAACCGCAUCAUGUGCCCGGAGCAGUACAAGUGCACCAAGCUGCAUCGUGAAACGGAGAGCGUGUGCUGUCCAGUUCCGGAGCAAACAACAGAUUCUGGAGAUCAGCAGACGACGCACCAGCAGACGAUGUGUGAAUAUUUGCGCGACUUCUCCGAGCGCAUGGAGGGCACGGAGGAGGGCAUGCAGCUGGCAAUGCCGGCACCACGUUGCACGGCUGAAGGAGACUACGCGGGACGUCAGUGCGAGCAGCGGAAGAUACGCGUGACGCGGGCGGAGCAGCGCAAGAUUCUGGAGGAGAAUACCAUACGCCGGAUGCGAAUGCUGUUGAGCAGUGCUCCAUCGAAACGGAGCAGACGCGAUGCGGAACGCCUGAAGCUCUAUCGUGUGGAUGACAAUGCGCUCAAGGUGCAGGUGGCAGCUCCAGUGAUGGGACGCAGUGCCAAGGUGAUUGACAUGGGCGCCGAGCGACAACAGGGAUUGGGACAACUGUUCGAGACGGACUUUAAGAAGGUGGCGCCAGCGCCGAAGCGACCCGUUGCCGAUGACGACAUGGUCGAGAUGGAGGUGGAGCAGUGCUGGUGCGUGGACAGCUUUGGCACAGAGAUUCCACAAUCGCGUGGCUUCAAUGUCAGCGACGAGAGUUGCCAGCAGCUGCGCGACAAAUUGGACUGCCUCGAUCUCACCUGUCGCAUGGGAUGCGAGUAUGGAUUCGCACUGGAUGCCAACACCCGCUGUCCCGCCUGCCAGUGCCGAGAUCCCUGCGAAGGGGUCACCUGUGGCCAGGGCAAGGAAUGCCGCAUAGUCGAUGUCAGCUGCGAGGGUGAAUACUGCCCGCCAGUGCCCGCCUGUCUGCCGCGUAAGCCCGGUCAGUGCCCUUACCUGGUGCCACCUGCUCCAACGGACAACCUGGAUGCCAACAUCUGUGCCUACGAGUGUCGCACCGAUGCCCACUGCGAGGGAUCGCGUCGCUGCUGCUCCAACGGCUGUGGCACACAAUGUGUGGAGCCCCAACUGAAGACGGCCUGCCAGCACCUCCAGGCGAUACAGCUGCAUCAGAGCUCCGAGCUGGGCAUUCCGGCACGCCAGAUGACGGUGGCCCAAUGUGACGUGGAGACGGGCAAAUGGGAGCAGGUGCAGUGCUCACCCGACGGCCAUUGCUGGUGUGUGGAUGCCCAGGGACAGCAGCUGGCUGGCACCAGGAUCAAGUCACCUGCCACGCCCAUCUGCCAGGAGAACGCCAGCUACGCCUGCGUGCAGGCAAAGUGCAACGUGAGCUGCGAGAGCGGUUACCAGGUGGAUGCCAACGGCUGUCCCACUUGUCAGUGUCGGAACUACUGCCAGGAGGUGAGCUGUGCCAGCGACGAGGAGUGCCAGCUGAUCAGUGUGGAGUGCGUGGACAGUCCCUGUCCCAAGAUGCCCAUCUGUGUGCCGCGUCGUGCCUCCGUUUGUGCCGAGGGCAAUCCCCUCCAGCAGGGCGAGCUCGACGUCAGCUGUGGUCCCCACAACGAGCACGAGGCGUGUCCCACCACCCACACCUGUCAACUGAAUCCGGUGAGCAAUCGUGGCGUCUGCUGCUCCAAGACACGCGACGUUUGCUUCGAGUCCAUGGACAAUGUGUGCCUCUCCGGCGCCAACACGUCGCACAAUCACACGCGCUAUCGCUUCAGCCCGAAGGCCAACAAGUGUGUGGCGGUGCACAUCGAUGCGGAUGCAGCUGCCUGCCAGACCAAGAAUCUGUUCCACAAUGAGCUCGCCUGCAAUUCCGUCUGUCCAGUGCUCACCCAAUGCGAGCGUCUCAAGCUCAAGAACAGCUUGGCCGCCCAGCGCAGUGGACACUCUUCGGUGUGGUUCCAGCCACGAUGCGAUCCCGUCACCGGUCACUGGAGUCCCGUCCAGUGUCUGGGCAAGCAGCCCGCUUUGGCCAGCACGCCACGCACCACGGAGAUUGUGAGUCGCGCCUUUGCCCGUCUGCAGACGGAGGAGGAGCAGGAGCAGCAGCUGCCCAGUCCCUAUGGCGUAUGCUGGUGUGCCGAUCGAAAGGGUGCACCACUCAAGGGUAGCCUGACCCGGGACAUUGAGCCCACCUGCAACAGUCGCCAGGCGAGGCAACGCAAGAACUACGAUCUGGGAGAUCCGUUGAUGGAGCAGCUCAUUGGCCAAUUGACGCAGCUGAACGAUGUGGACAACAUUGACUUGGACUUGGAUGAAGUGGAGCUGAAGCUGCAACCCACUGUGACAGCAACCAACGUGCCAGAAUCUGUCACGGAGCGUGUCUUGGAGCUGGCCAACUCCCUGUUGGACUCACAGUUGUCGGUGGAAUCGUCGUCCCUGCAACCCAUGCAGCUAAACACCACACGCUGUCGCGCCUUGGCCACAACAGCGACAUUCCCGGUCAGCUGCGAUGAGGCGGGUGCAUUCCGUGCCCAGCAAUGCAGCGGACGGAAUUGCUGGUGCGUGGAUGCUGCCGGAAAUCAAUUGCAGUCGUCGCACAUCUUUGGUCAGGGCGAAAGACACUGCGACCAUGUGCCGAUCGAGGCGGUGUCCAUUGAGCUGCACAUGACCAACAGCAGCGGGAGCAGUGUACGCAAUGUCUACGAUUCCAUACGCCGUGAACUGCAGCAGCUGCUCGGCGAUGUUGUCGAGAAUCUGCGGGUGCAGGAGAACUUCGAUGGCUCUCUCCUUGUACGCUUCGAGCUGCACAACGAGGCCAAAGUGGACAUGGCCUUUGCCAUUGAAUCGGCCAUCACAUCCGGUGGCUUUCAACUAGUUGCUGGUCACUUCCGGCCGGAUCUCACACGUUCCCAUUUUGUGCAUCGCCCGGCAGUGCCACCUCAUGCCCAGGCAGCCACCGCACCUGAUGAAUCCGUGCAGCUGGCGAUGUUCGUCAUGGCCAGCUGCUCGGCAUUCCUCGUCAGCAUCUUUGUCGUCUACGUCAUGUUGAAACGUGGCUGGCACAAAACGUUGCACAAGAAUGUCUACGAUUAUCCAAAGGCAGCAGCUGCAGCCGGAGAAAAGCCCGUCGACUUCUCUCUUCCCAUAUUCGUGCUGGAAGAUGCACAGCCGGAGAGUGUUAAGCGGGUCAAGGCGUAGGCAGCAGGAUCAGCAGGAGGAGCAGAUAUUGUUUGUUGUUAAGCGUUAAAUUAUAUAAAUGAAUUUGUAAAUAAAUUUGGGUUAGACACUCAAUGGUGCAUGCCCCGGAUCUACAAGGGGUCCGCACUAAUCAUACAAAUACUAUAUUUAUAUCGAAAUAUCUAUAAUUUGUACUUUCUAGACUCAUAAGAUGAUUAAUUUAUAAAUAAAGCUUUAAAAACGAA
Drosophila innubila is the source of this 4476-nucleotide messenger RNA. RefSeq lists its product as uncharacterized. Bases 47 to 4252 code for a protein of 1401 amino acids. The transcript has 3 exons. The record is from RefSeq and is a predicted model, not a curated record. Gene Ontology annotation, cellular component: basement membrane; extracellular region. Gene Ontology annotation, molecular function: serine-type endopeptidase inhibitor activity. NCBI's taxonomy places the organism in Eukaryota, Metazoa, Arthropoda, Insecta, Diptera, Drosophilidae. Gene Ontology annotation, biological process: cell-matrix adhesion.